This is a messenger RNA of Capsicum annuum, 399 nucleotides long. RefSeq lists its product as uncharacterized. The coding region runs from base 1 to 399 and encodes 132 amino acids. The record is from RefSeq and is a predicted model, not a curated record. NCBI's taxonomy places the organism in Eukaryota, Viridiplantae, Streptophyta, Magnoliopsida, Solanales, Solanaceae. The transcript has 2 exons.
AUGAAGAAGGGAGCGUAUACUAAGUUGGUUGAGAGAAAGAAUGAAGAUGAGAAGCGGGCUAAUUGGAAGGAGUACAAGAUAGCUAGGAAGAAGGCUAAGUUAGUAGUUACGGUGGCCAAAACGGUAGUGUUUGAGAGCUUGUAUACGGGGUUGGAGGAGAAAGAAGGGGAAAAGAGGUUGUUUAGGCUUGCUAAGGAUAGAGAGAGGAAGGGUCAUGACCUCGAUCAGGUAGAGGAGGUCAGAGAUGCUGUUCACAGGAUGCGCAGGGGUAGGACGACGGGGCCUGAUGAGAUUUCUGUGGAUUUUUGGAAGUUUUCUGGUGAGGCUAGCUUGAGAUGGUUGACUUAUUUGUUUAACAACAUUUUCAGGUCAGCGAAAAUACCCGAGGCUUGGAGAUAG